This is a messenger RNA of Drosophila novamexicana, 685 nucleotides long. RefSeq lists its product as uncharacterized. The transcript is spliced from 2 exons. The record is from RefSeq and is a predicted model, not a curated record. Lineage: Eukaryota; Metazoa; Arthropoda; Insecta; Diptera; Drosophilidae. Bases 190 to 570 code for a protein of 126 amino acids.
GCAGGAGGAGCAGCAGGAGAGGAAGCUACCGCGGCCACUAAAGACACAAAAAACGCAAAAGGUACCGAUAUAACACACAAGGAACUAACUGUGUCCAUACCACGAUUCGUUAAAAACGACAAAGGCGACUGGGUGGUCACCCUUUGGGGCAUUACCUGGGGCAAAGCUUACCACGAUACUCGAUUUAACAUGAACCACCGUUUCACAAUUCUACGGCAACAGAUAGAGAAGAAUAUGGUUACAGAUUAUUAUCCAAGCUUUACGAGCCUGAGCACCGUCUGUGUUGGACGCAGCACAAUCUACAAUUUGCCCAAGGUCGUCGACUACCUUCAGAGAUUGGUCUACACCGAUGUGCACCAACAUCGGCCCGUUUGGACAGCGCUCAGGCGACAGAUGUUUCUGCAGGGCAACAGCGAUGAGUGCCAUUUGCCAGAUAUGAUCAGAUGGCAUGACUAUAUGGAUUGUGCCCUGCGGCGCAAUCAGAGAAUGGAGUACCUAAUUCCAAAGUAUCCGCUGCAUCAAGUUGGCGUCAAACAAGCUACCACCGAGGCAAUCAGGCGCCGUUCUUAGACAGACCAGAAAUGCAUCUCAAUAUGUGUUAUGCUUAUGCUUAUUUCCUUGACUACAGUGAGCAUUCGAUAUGCGCGCCUACCACAAUGUAAUCUUAUCUAAUAACAAAACGUUC